ACCACUACGAUGGGAAACGUCCAGCUGCCAGCCAAUGGCCGAAAAACUCUGCAGGCGAUGACCGUGGUGCUGAUGGCCCUGGAAUUCAUCCUAGCCAACGCUCUUCUGGAGGACGAAAUGGCGGCCCUCUCUUCCUCCGGUUCCACGUGGAAGGAACCCGAGAAACGAAACACGUGGUGGUCCAAGCGAGCCAAUGCGAAGGACGCUGGUAAGAGGAACAAUGCAGAGCCCAGCUUCGAACUGGAUCUACCUCUCUGCGCCCUUGUGGUUUCUGCGGCUGGCUGCUACGUGGAAACCUGCGUGCCCCUGGUGUUCGAGUGCGGCCGCACUUCGGACAGCAAGUCCAGCUACGCUAAAUGCCGCAGCGUGCACAGCGCCUGCCUCGCCCAGUGCGUCCGGAACCUCAACAGAGUCGGCGCGAACCUCCAGAAGUGACUAACCGCCAAACGUUGAAAUAACUGAAGAAAAAAAAGAAGGAGACUUCACGGCGAGACAAUAAAACUGUGACACUGAAUUACGCAACCCUGACAUGGUGUACGAUAAGCA
This is a messenger RNA of Rhipicephalus microplus (southern cattle tick), 546 nucleotides long. RefSeq lists its product as uncharacterized. NCBI's taxonomy places the organism in Eukaryota, Metazoa, Arthropoda, Arachnida, Ixodida, Ixodidae. The record is from RefSeq and is a predicted model, not a curated record.